GGCCCGCAUGACGUCAUCCGCGCCUACGAGUCGGCGCUCUGAGCCUCGUUUUCCGACCUCUCUGCCAUAGUCCGUCGGCGUUCCGUUGUUGUUGUUUUUGUGCGCAGUCGAGGAGAGCGUGACUCUGCCGGAGCUUCUGCUUUCGCUGUUCGACUGUGAGCGUCGGCAGGCAGCGCAGGACCCGCAGACAUGAAGUGGAUGUUCAAGGAGGACCAUUCGCUGGACCACAGGUGUGUGGAAUCGGCAAAGAUCCGCAACAAGUACCCUGACAGGGUUCCGGUGAUCGUGGAGAAGGUGUCUGGCUCACAGAUCGUGGACAUCGACAAGCGGAAGUACCUGGUUCCGUCUGACAUCACUGUGGCGCAAUUCAUGUGGAUCAUCAGGAAGCGGAUCCAGCUGCCCUCCGAGAAGGCCAUCUUCCUGUUUGUCGACAAAACUGUCCCGCAGUCCAGCCUGACGAUGGGACAGCUGUACGAGAAGGAAAGGGAUGAGGACGGCUUCCUCUACGUGGCGUACAGCGGAGAGAACACUUUCGGCUUCUAGGCCCGCACGUGACCCUCGCCUGCACCGCUCUGCGCCCCCCGACCCAACGCAUCCAAACUUAGUCACUUUAUGCUCUCUCACAAGCUUGAUGGUACCAUAUAACUGGUAUGUGGAAAUGAGAAGAGUAAUCACUAGAACGCAUUUGUAUCUUUGUUCUGCGCUGCUGUGUCAAAGCUGUGUACAUUAGAUUUCACAACUUCUGUUUAGUAAAAAACCGAGAACAAAUAGUGACCCCCCCCCCCCCCCCCCCCCCCCCUCGGAUCUUAGUGGUUUUGUUGUAAUGCCCCAUGUAUUGAUAUUUUUAUUUAAUAUCAUUAACUUUUGUUCCACUGUUAUUCGGAGACUUAAGAAUAUAUUUCAAAGGACUUAAGUUAAAAUAUUUGAAAGGUAAGGUAGCUGGAUGACCUAACCAAUAAAAAAAAAUUUAA
Molecule: messenger RNA, 971 nt
Organism: Scleropages formosus (Asian bonytongue)
Lineage: Eukaryota; Metazoa; Chordata; Actinopteri; Osteoglossiformes; Osteoglossidae
Gene: gabarapl2
Product: GABA(A) receptor-associated protein like 2
Exons: 4
Coding region: 190-543 (117 amino acids)
Source: RefSeq, a predicted model, not a curated record